Molecule: messenger RNA, 561 nt
Organism: Recurvomyces mirabilis
Lineage: Eukaryota; Fungi; Ascomycota; Dothideomycetes; Mycosphaerellales; Teratosphaeriaceae
Exons: 1
Coding region: 1-561 (186 amino acids)
Molecular function (GO): peroxiredoxin activity
Source: RefSeq, a predicted model, not a curated record
AUGCGUCUCCCAUACAUACCAGAUGAUCCGCAGCUGCCCUCUGCAGUGGACCAAGCCAUAGUCGAACGAGUGAAGGAACGUCGAGGUGGCAAACUCCUGGAGCUCGACAAGGCACUGCUGCAUGCUCCACCAAUAGCAGAUGGCUGGAACAGCUUUCUAGGAGCCAUAAGAACAAAGGGCACUCUGCACGCGAGCAUUCGAGAGCUGGCCAUCAGUCGUGUGGCCGUGUUGAAUCAGGCGUGGUAUGAGUGGGACCAUCACGUGCCGCUGUUGAAGCAGGCGGGUGUGCUAAGCGAGGAGCUGGCAGAGAAGGUCAAAGAUAAGAGCUGGGAAGGCGAGGGUUUGGAUGAGAAGCAUAGAGCUGUGCUGGAGUAUACUGAUGCCAUGACUAUCGGAUGUGUAGUCAGUGAGCCAGUGUCCGCGAGGUUGAGGGAGCUGUUCAGUGAUAAAGAGGUGGUGGAGGUUACUGCGACUGUGGCGGCGUAUAACUGCGUCAGCCGGUUUUUGGUCGCCUUAGAUGUCGGCGAGAUGUCCCAGAAAUAUGGUGUCGAUAUGAAAUGA